GACCACGCGUCUCUGCGCUGUACAGUCAGCGCUGCACUGCUGCAAACUCAGCGCUAUGGCUGACGAGAUAGCCAAGGCGCAAACUGCAAAAACUGGAGGAGAUACAAUCUUCGGAAAAAUCAUCCGCAAAGAGAUUCCUGCUAAUAUCAUAUACGAAGACGAUCAGUGCAUAGCCUUCCAUGAUGUGGCUCCACAGGCUCCUACACAUUUUUUAGUAGUCCCUAGAAAACCCAUCUCUCAGAUCUCAAAAGCUGAGGACAGUGAUGCUGCACUUCUUGGACACUUGAUGAUUGUGGGCAAGAAGUGUGCAGAGAAGGUGGGAUUAUUACCCCAAGGCUACCGGAUGGUGCUAAACGAGGGCCCACAUGGAGGUCAGUCCGUCUACCACGUCCAUCUCCACAUUCUAGGUGGCCGUCAGUUGGGCUGGCCUCCAGGUUAACUAGCACCAGUCCUAAUGUCUACUGUCAGCUGUAACCAGUCCUGUGGUGUUUAUCUGGAUUAACAAAGUUCUGUAUUAUUAUGUUAAUGUCAUGAGGAUGCAAUAGGGAAAAACAAUAAAUGCACUUACCAACGA
This is a messenger RNA of Trichomycterus rosablanca, 574 nucleotides long. RefSeq names its product histidine triad nucleotide binding protein 1 (gene hint1). Gene Ontology annotation, cellular component: nucleus; cytoplasm. NCBI's taxonomy places the organism in Eukaryota, Metazoa, Chordata, Actinopteri, Siluriformes, Trichomycteridae. The coding region runs from base 56 to 439 and encodes 127 amino acids. The record is from RefSeq and is a predicted model, not a curated record. The transcript is spliced from 3 exons. Gene Ontology annotation, biological process: purine ribonucleotide catabolic process. Gene Ontology annotation, molecular function: hydrolase activity.